GUCAGGAGAAAGUUUCAAACAGAGAGAGAGAAAGAAACAGAGAGAGAAGGAGAAGUGAUAGAGUGAAAAGUGGGGGAGAGAAAACUCGGGCAGGGAGGGACAGAGAAAGAGGAAUGGAUAGAGAGAUGGGGGGAUACAUAGAGAGAGAGGGAUAGAUAAAGGGUGGGGGGAUAGAUAGAUAGAGACAGAGGGAGAGGGAUAGAGAGAGAGAGGGAUCCCUACGCCCGCGCUGUUUCUAACAAAGGACCAAGCGGCACAUCAAAGGGAUCGCGAUCCCGAGCUCGGGUCCCGGUUCCCGUGGAUUCACAGUGAUCCCCGGUUGUACCCAGUCAUUGCGGCUGGUUCUCGUUGAUCCCAGAUUCCCUGUGAUUCCUGGUGACUCCCUAUUCCCGGACAUUCUCAGUGAUUCCCGGUUUCCAGUGAUUCCCCGUUGUUUCCGGUGGCUCCUGGAUUUUCCUGAUUGCUGCUUGCGAUUUCCAAUUAUUCCCAGACCCUCCCAACGAUUCAACGUCAUCCACAUUAUUCCUGGCCAUUCCCUAUGCCUGCAGAUUCCCAGGAAUUCCAGAUCCCAGUGGUUCUCAGUGAUUCCAGCUGAUUCCAUAUUCCCAGACAUUCCCAGUGAUUCCCAGUCAGGAUGCGGCUCUCCAUGUUCCUGGCCCUGGUGCGGCCAGUGGGUCCCGUGGUAAUUGGAGUCUCUCUGGGAUUCACACUGAGUUUAUUGAGCAGUGGCUGGGGGGAGGAACCUUGUUCCCAGCCUCGGGAAGGAGCUGGGAUUCGGGGCAGGAAGCCCAGCUCUGUGGCUGCUGUCCCUGGGGGAGAGAGUGAAUCCAAGCAGCAGGAGUUCGAGCCCCGGAUUGUCCCGUAUAAAGCAGCAAAUGUGAACAAACAAGGGAAAAAAACUGUCAGAUCGCGUUAUAUCAGCACUGAGCUGGGUAUUCGGGAGCGUUUGUUUGUCGGAGUUCUCACAUCAAAAACUACUCUCAACACUCUGGCUGUUGCUGUGAACCGCACAAUUGGUCACCACAUUGACAAGGUCCUAUACUUCACCGGCUCCCGGAGCAGGAAGAUUCCACACGGAAUGUACAUUGUAACCCACGGUGACGAGCGGCCGAUCUGGAACAUGUACCAGACAGUGAAGUAUAUCUUUGAGCAUUUCAGCAGUGAGUAUGACUGGUUCUUCCUCAUCCAGGAUGAUUCCUACACCGAGAGUGAUCGCAUCAAACAGCUAGUGAACCACCUCAGCAUCAACACUGACCUGUACAUGGGCCGUCCCCAGGAGUUUAUCGGGGGCGAUGUAGAUGGUCGGUAUUGUCACGGUGGAUUUGGGUUCCUGCUGUCCCGCAGUCUCCUCAUCAAAUUACAGCCGCAUUUGGAAACCUGUCGGAAUGACAUUCUCAGCUCCAGGCCCGACGAGUGGCUGGGUCGCUGCAUCAUUGAUUAUGUGUCAGUCAGUUGUGUUAGUGAGUAUGAGACUCUGCACUACCGCUACUUUGAACUGGGGAAGAAUAGUGAGCUGGAAAAGGAGGAGGCUCCACAGUUCCGGAAUGCUUUCACCGUCCAUCCGGUCGUGGACCCUAUCCAGAUGUAUCAGCUACACAAGCGUUACACUGAGCUGGAGCUGGAGAAAACCUACCGAGAGAUUGAGGAUCUCCAGGAUGAAAUCCGGAAUGUCAGUGGGCUAACGGCUGAGGGCGAGAAGUUCAGCAGUUGGCCUGUGGGGAUUAACCCUCCUUUCGAGCCCCAUACUCGGUUUGAGGUCCUGCGCUGGGAUUAUUUCACUGAGGAGCAGCUCUUCUCAUGUGCUGAUGGCUCGCCAAAGUGCGAGCUGCGAGGGAUCGACAAGGCAGAUGUCAGCAACAUCAUCGAAACAGCUGUGGAGGAACUGAACAAGAAGUACCUGCCCAUCCUGCAGCUGCAGAAGGAGCAGCUGGUGAAUGGUUACCGUAGGUUUGACCCUACGAGGGGCAUGGAGUAUACCCUGGACCUCCAGCUACAGGUGAUCACCCAGAAUGGGCACAGUUGCUCCAUCACCAAGAGAGUGUACCUGGUCCGGCCUCUCAGCAACGUUGAGAUCAUACCCAUGCCCUAUGUGACCGAGGCCACCAGGGUCCACAUCAUCCUGCCCGUCAGUGUCCAUGAGAGGGAGCAGGCCAUUCAUUUCAUUGAGCAGUAUGCUGCCAACACACUGGAGAGUAACGAGAACGCCAUCCUCACUCUCCUCUUCAUCUACAACCCCUUUGAUGCUCAGAGGGUCAAUCAGAACGACAUCUUCAGCAGUGUCAAAGCCAAGAUCAUGGACUGUGAGAGGAAAUACCCAGAAUCAAAGAUUCCCUGGAUUAGUGUGAAGACUGACUCACCAAGCCAGCUGAAAAUCAUGGACGUCAUCUCCAAGAAGCACCCAGUUGACACUUUGUUUUUUGUGGCUGGCAUCAACAUGGAAGUCAACUUUGAGUUCCUCAACCGUUGUCGUAUGAACACCAUCAACCAAUGGCAGGUCUUCUUUCCCAUCCACUUCCAGGAAUAUAACCCAGAGGUGGCCUAUCACAACCAGCCCCUGCCGCUGACCAUUGACCUGCUGAAGGAUUCCGGCCACUUUGACCGCGACUUCUUCGAUGCUGCCUGCUUCUACAACUCAGACUACAUGUCCGCGCGUGGGAGAAUGGCAUCCGAUGUCCUGGAGAAUGAGGAGAUCCUGGAGACGCUGGACCUGUAUGAGAUGUUUGUGAGAUACUCCAACCUCCACGUCUUCCGCGCUGUGGAGCCUGGAUUGCGGCAGAAAUAUAGCCAGCGGGUGUGCGACCCGCGGGUCAGCGAGGAGAUCUAUCAUCACUGCGUGCAGAGUAAUAUCCAAGCACUGGGCUCACGCUCCCAGCUCGCGGUGCUGCUGUUUGAGCAGGAGCAAGGCAAUAGCACCUGAGGGCACCGGGGCGGGGGUGGGGGGGAGGCAGGCAGCCAUUGGCCCAUGUUACUGUCCCAGCUGCUCGGAUCCUGCUCCCCUCACCCUGUGUCCCCCACUUAUCGAACUGAACAAACUAUUCACCUCCAAACAGACAGCGCUAUCAUCAACAGCUCAAAGGGCCCCAGCCUGGUUCAACAACGUGGCCAGCUUCUCUCAAGCUCCGUAAUGACCCGACCCAUUGAUAGACCUCGUGCACACACCGAAAAUCUACUUUUGUCAAAAAGGAUGGGACAGUUUUAACUUUUAACUUCUUCCUCCCCAUUUCGCAGCAAGACUGUCUGCUUAACAGGAAGCUGUCUGAUCUGUGUAAUCCUGGUGGGUUGGAAGAGGACUGAGGUGGGGGAACGUGACAGGGAAGGGGGUGGGGGGAGUGGUUUAUAUGAGUGUGUAAUCAGAUGAGGGGUCAGGAAGGAUGGAAGUGACAGGGAUGGAUGACUGGGAUACAGGGAGAUGAGUGAGUGAUCAGAAGGAGACAGUGAUGUGGUAGAGGGUGUUGGGGAACAGUUACUUUGGGAAUGACCUGUCUGUAAUGAAGAGGUGUGUGUGUGUGUGUGUGGGUGUGUAUGCAUUGUGUGUGUGUGUGCACAUGUGUGUGUGUGUGUGUGUGUGUGUGUGUGUGCGCGCGCGCACGUGUGCCUGUGUGUGUGUGUGUGUGUGUGUGUGUGUGUGUGUGUGUGUGUGUGUGUGCGCGCGUUUGUGUGUGGUAGGAAAGUGUGUGAGACACAAUAAAAUUCAAAGGCUUCUUGCUGAAUCUCACCUUUUUGGUUAAACCCAAGUUGUGUGAAUGUUUUGGGAAGGUCUGUCUCCCUGAGGUUCAUUGAGUUCUCCAUCUGUGUCUGACAAAACUCACCUCAUUAACCACAUGCCCACCUUCCAAAACAAGUUGUCUGUCACUUCCAUCGCAUCUCACGAUGCACUGUUCCCAGAGCAAAUCACCCCAUUCAGCGGAUAUCCCAGAAAUUCACUGUACACUUACACCAUCUUUAAAUCCCUUAGUACAGUGAAACCAGCUCUGUCAGCCCAGAGCUGACCUACACUAUUCCUGACAUUUGACCCUGGAUAUGACAGACAGUGGGAAACUCAGCAGAUCUGACAGCACCUGUGGAGAGAGAGAAAGCAGAGUUAACACUUUGAGCUCGAUGACACUUUCUUUAGAAUGUUCUGAAUAUUAAUAAGGUGAAUUAGGUUGUGAACAAGGCAUUUAACAAUAAUCCCCACUAUCCUGGCCCAGUCAGGAUCUCAUCAGCUCGCUUCUAAAAACAGUGUGAGCGGUGCCGAUGUUCAAAUGGAUCUCAUGGAAUUUCUCGUCUGAUUCUGUCACAAAUCUCCCCGUGGGCCACCUCAUUCAGGCUCCCAGACAAUUCCAUUCUCUAUUUUCACUGCCGUGUAUUUUCUGAGUGCAGUAGAGGGUGCAGGAACAGAGAUGGACACCUGGGUACUGUCUGACCACAAGCUAUUGAAGGUGGUGAGGUGAGUUGAGAAUGUGCUGGAGAAACUCAGCAGGUCUGGCCACGUUUGUGGAGAGAGAGAGAGAGAGAAGAAGUUACUGUUUUGACUGCGGUGACUCUUCUGGAGAAUGACAAUGGGUUUUGUCCUUGUCAUCACUCCCCACCCUCUCAGUCCAGCAAACAGAGGCUCAUCCUGCACCAUUUCCACCAGCUCCAGUGUGCUGCCACCACCGAACAUGUCUCUCCACACACUGCCAGCAUUUCACACAGAUUGUUCCCUCUGAAAAUAUAAGGACAAAAUAAGUAAAA
Stegostoma tigrinum is the source of this 4716-nucleotide messenger RNA. It is a transcript of the gene chpfa, whose product is annotated as chondroitin polymerizing factor a. The transcript is spliced from 4 exons. Gene Ontology annotation, cellular component: Golgi cisterna membrane. The record is from RefSeq and is a predicted model, not a curated record. Lineage: Eukaryota; Metazoa; Chordata; Chondrichthyes; Orectolobiformes; Stegostomatidae. Gene Ontology annotation, molecular function: glucuronosyl-N-acetylgalactosaminyl-proteoglycan 4-beta-N-acetylgalactosaminyltransferase activity. The coding region runs from base 635 to 2917 and encodes 760 amino acids.